AUGGCCCUCGUCGAGAACUGGCUGCCUCCGUCGCGCGAGAACUGGGAGUGGCUCAGCUACGUCUGGCAGUUCUUCCCCCUGAUCACGGCAUUUCAAUGGGUGCUGGACUGGUAUCCGCAGGGCAAGACGUCGACGCAGGCUUGGUGGAAUGUGCCGGGCAGGAUUGGAUGGGCGACGAUGGAGUCGGCGGGCCCCAUCACGCUGCUGUACAUCUUCUUCACGCUGCCCAAGGAGCAGGGCAUCGAGGAGCUGCCGUGGGGCAACUGGACGAUGGUCGGCUGCUUUGUGAUACACUACCUCUACCGCGCCCUCCUCUCGCCGCUGUUCCUCAACCCAAGCAUGUCGCCGAUGAGUCCGGUUGUGUGCGUGCUGAUGCUCGCCUUUCAAGUCACCAACGCAAUCUCGAUCGGCGGCUAUCUCUCCGGAUACGGACCGACAACGGUCUACGACUGGCAGGGCCGCGCAGGAUGGAGCUUCCUGGGCCUCGUGAUAUGGUGCUGGGGACUGCUGGGCAACAUGUUCCACGACGACGACCUGCGCGAGAUUAGACGCGCGGCAGAGCGGCGGCAGCGCAAAGAUGCGGCCGAGCAAGGCAAGCCCAUUGAGGGCGUGGACAAAGUUUACAUGCUGCCGAAGAACGGGCUGUUCAAGUACGUCCUGUACGCACACUACUUUUGCGAGUGGAUCGAAUGGGCCGGCUGGUGGAUGAUUGGCGGCCUGAAGUGUCAGCCAGCCCGCACGUUUCUCAUCAACGAGGUCAGCACGAUGCUGCCCCGCGCGCUGCAGGGCAAGCGGUGGUAUGUGGAGAACUUUGGGAAGGACAAGGUGGGAAAGCGAAAGGCUGUGAUUCCAGGCCUGGUGUAG
Ascochyta rabiei is the source of this 864-nucleotide messenger RNA. RefSeq lists its product as uncharacterized. The transcript is spliced from 3 exons. The record is from RefSeq and is a predicted model, not a curated record. Lineage: Eukaryota; Fungi; Ascomycota; Dothideomycetes; Pleosporales; Didymellaceae. The coding region runs from base 1 to 864 and encodes 287 amino acids. Gene Ontology annotation, molecular function: 3-oxo-5-alpha-steroid 4-dehydrogenase activity. Gene Ontology annotation, biological process: steroid metabolic process. Gene Ontology annotation, cellular component: membrane.